Molecule: messenger RNA, 1362 nt
Organism: Juglans microcarpa x Juglans regia
Lineage: Eukaryota; Viridiplantae; Streptophyta; Magnoliopsida; Fagales; Juglandaceae
Exons: 1
Coding region: 1-1362 (453 amino acids)
Source: RefSeq, a predicted model, not a curated record
AUGGAUAAGGCUUGGAUGUAUAUCGAAGAUAGAUUGCAAUCCAACCAAUAUGGUGAAGGCGUUAAACAAUUCAUUGCUAUGGCUCAAGCGCAUGCACCCGGAAGUGAUCGCAUUAGGUGUCCAUGUAGAAGAUGCCGAAAUAUGCUUUUCCAUCCAUUUAGAGUGGUCGAGGAUCAUUUGCUCAUAACUGGGAUUGAUCCAAAUUAUAAUGAAUGGAUAUUUCAUGGUGAGGAAGAAUCUUUGCCUACACAUUUGUCCAACGAGGGAGAUGAUAGAGACAGUGGUAAUGAUGACUACAUUGAUAAUGUAGACGAGAUGUUAAAUGACAUUUGGGUUGGAUCCUUUAUGGAUCAUGAGGCUAGAAAUUCAUCAUGUGAUGAAGCAAAUGUUGGGGGUCACACCUCUGAUACUCCAAAAUACCAAACAUUCGAGGGUUUGCUAGACGAUGCACGUCAUCCACUUUAUCCAUCGUGCACAAAGUUCUCGAAACUAUCAUUUAUAGUCAAGUUACUUCACAUCAAGUGUGUUGGUGGUUGGACCGUGAAGUCGUUUGAUAUGGUUAUAAAGCUGUUGAAAGCAGCAUUUCCUGAUGCUCUUUUUCUUGACUCAUAUCACGAGGCUUGCCGCUUAGAGCGUGGAUUGGGCUUUACAUACAAAAAGAUACAUGCAUGCCCAAAUGAUUGUGUCAUGUUUUGGAAGGAAAAUGCCGACAAAGAUGUCUGCCCUAAAUGUAAUGCAUCUAGAUGGGUUUCACGGAAAAGUAAACAAAUGAGAAUACCUCAAAAAAUAAUGCGUUGUUUUCCUUUGAAAACUCAGUUACAAAGACUAUUUAUGUUAAAAAAUAUAGCAGAAGCCAUGAGAUGGCAUGUAGAAGAACGUGGUGAUGAUCCAAGUUUCAUGAGACACCCAGCUGAUUCUAGGGUAUGGAAAGAAUUUGAUACCAAACAUGCAUGGUUUUCCAAUGAUGCUCGUAAUGUCAGGCUUGGGCUAGCUAGUGAUGGUUUCAACCCAUUUAAUAACAUGAGCAGACCGUACAACAUAUGGCCAGUACUACUUGUGCCUUACAACUUAUCCCCUUGGUUAUGCAUGAAAGAUCCAUACAUGAUUAUGUCUUCACUAAUCCCUGGCCCCAAGGCACCAGGAAAUGAUAUCGAUGUGUUUUUGCGUCCUUUAGUAGCCGAGUUGAAAGAAUUAUGGGAAAAGGGCAUCGAUACAUAUGAUUCAUUCAAGUCAGAAACAUUUAGGCUACAUGCAACGUUGCUUUGGAUGAUCAAUGACUUCCCCGCAUACUCCAAUCUUUUUGGGUGGAGCACGAAAGGAAAGAUGACUUGUCCUACAUGUAAUGUUGAAACAGACAUGUGA